Molecule: messenger RNA, 4744 nt
Organism: Adelges cooleyi (spruce gall adelgid)
Lineage: Eukaryota; Metazoa; Arthropoda; Insecta; Hemiptera; Adelgidae
Gene: Cont
Product: contactin
Exons: 23
Coding region: 216-3815 (1199 amino acids)
Molecular function (GO): protein binding
Source: RefSeq, a predicted model, not a curated record
UGUUUUCCUAAAACCAGUAGGGUGUGUUCACGGUGUUAUGAAUUCUGAUAAGAUACACAAUAGUCAAUAAAAGUAAAUCGGUUAAAUCAUUUUUCUAUACAUUUUAUUGUGUUUUAUGAUUAUCGUUUGGAUUUCGCAUUGCAGUUAAGGUUAAACACAAUUUCAUGAACAUGGUGUACUCAGUAUAAGUAGACAAACAAAAAUAAGACAAGAAAAUGUUCCAAAAUCAUUUUUUCACUCUGGUAAUUGUCUGUCUCAUACCAACGUUCUGCUGGUCUCAGAACAAUGAAAUCGAGACCGAAUGGCAGUGUCCAGAAUAUUGGGUCAAGUAUGGCCAGUCGUGUUAUAAAUUUGUCAAGUCGCCAAUACGACCAAGAACUGAGGCUCAUCGAAACUGCUUGGCUUAUGGAGCUGAUUUGGUAAGCGUAAACAGCUUAGACGAGCACGGUUUCCUUAUAAAUCAACUUUUACGUCAAGAUCCACAGCAUAGACAGUGGUAUGUCAGUGGUAGACAAUCAAGUCCGGGUGUGUGGGUAAAUGAUGCUGAAAAUACUGUACCGCUGAUAGAUAUUGAAAAUGCUCUUUUGCCUGAACAAGACUCUACUCUGAACAAGGAUUAUAUCGCUUAUACUUAUUCCGAUCAGUUACAAAAAUGGGGUUUUCAAAAAGUUCCCGGUGACCGCUAUUUACUUUAUAUAUGUGAAGUACCUAUUACUAAACAGCAUAUGGUAAUCGAUCAACGAUCCUACCAAUAUGGAUAUAAUAUAGAAGAUCCACUGAAAGUUCCUAGAGGACCACAUUUUAUUAAACAGCCAUCAGAUGUUGUAUUUGACGGCUCUAGAAAGGCAAUUACUAAUGAUGUAACAUUAACCUGUGUUGCUGGAGGAUACCCUACUCCGACUUAUGAAUGGUUUAAAGAAGAAUAUGAUAACCAAGACCAAUUGCAAUCAAUAAAAAUUGACCCGUUAAGCAACACUAGAUUUACAUUGAGUGGUGGAACAUUAAUCAUUUAUGCCCCAAAAAGGGACGAAGACCGAGGUCGUUAUCAUUGCAAGGCAUCAAAUUUGUUUGGUUCUAUUGUAUCAGAAAGCAUUCAGCUGUCAUUUGGAUUUAUUGGUGAAUUUAAUUUACAAAGACCGCUAGAAAGAGGAAACAUGAAUUGGGGCAAAACUAUUUUCUGUGAUCCUCCACAAUAUUUCCCUGAGGUCAGAUAUUAUUGGGUCAGAGAAUCUUUUCCAAAUUUAGUGCAAGAAGACAGAAGAGUGUUUGUCUCGUAUGAUGGAUAUUUAUAUUUCUCAGCAUUGGAAGAAAUCGAUGCUGGUAAUUACAGUUGCAAUGUGCAAAGUAAAGUCUCAAAUACUGGCAAAAACGGACCAUUGUUUCCACUACACGUAGUUAUGCAUUCCGAUUAUCAACAACUGAUACUGCCGAACAAUUUCCCCAAGGCUUUCCCAGAGGCACCUAUUGCUGGUCAAGAAGUCAGAUUAGAAUGUGUUGCAUUUGCAUAUCCAGUGCCUUCAUACAACUGGACAAGAAAAGGAAGUCCGUUACCUAGGGGAUCCUAUUUAACUAGCUAUAACAGGGUAUUGAUUAUACCUCAAGUACAAGUAGAGGAUCAAGGUGAAUAUUACUGUCAUGUUUUCAAUGAUCGAGACAGCAAAGAAAAAAGUGUUUCAUUGUCAAUUCAAGCCGAGCCAAAUUUCACUAUUCCGUUAGAAGACAAACACAUGGAUAAUCAAGCAGAUUUGACGUGGACUUGUGAAGCAUUUGGUGUACCUGACGUAACAUAUAAAUGGUUCAAGAAUGGCGAACCACUAGAAAUCGAAAAAUUAUCAAUAGAUGAUCAAAAACGAUAUUCGAUACAAGAUAAUGUGUUAAAUAUACGAUAUUUGGACGCAGAAAGAGAUUCCGGAAUGUAUCAGUGUCAAGCUCGAAAUACUUUGAAGACACGAUAUUCAUCUGCACAAUUAAGAGUUUUGUCUUUACGCCCCUCUUUUAAAAAGAAGCCUGUAAAGCCCGAGGUCUACGGUGCCGAAGGUAAGAACGUAACAAUUGAAUGCAGUCCCGAAGCGGCACCUAAACCAAAAUUUACAUGGAAAAAAGAUGCAUACGUUAUUGGAUCUGGGGGGAAACGUCGUAUUUUAGAAAAUGGUAAUUUAAUCAUUAACCCAGUAGGUAAAGAUGACGAAGGUAUUUACAUAUGUAUCGCACAAAACAUUUACGGAACAGAAGAAAGUCAAGGAAGACUCAUUGUUAUGCGAGGGCCUGUUUUUGUGGAACAACUUAGUCCUCAAAUUCGCACAGUUAUAAAACAUGAUAUGUUGUUAAGAUGCCAAGCUGUUUCCGAUGAACUUUUAGAUAUGGCUUAUAUUUGGACUCACAACAGCAUGCCAUUGUUAAAUUCAAAUGCCGAGAUGAUAAAUCAUGUUACUAUUAAUGGAGGAGAGCUGUAUAUUCAUAAUAUUACAUUAGAAGAUUCAGGCGAGUACAAAUGCAUUGUGCAUAGCGUUGUUGGAGAAAUAUUUUCAUCCACCACACUAUUUGUAGACGGACCACCAGGACCACCUGGUGGAGUACAAGUAGAAGUCAUAAAAACAUCGGCUAAGCUACAGUGGACUGAUGGGGCAGCGAAUGGGCGACAAAUUACACAUUAUAUAGUCAGUGCUCGGACUAACUGGAAUAGUACUUGGUACACAAUAGCGACAGAUAUUAUUACCAAAGAAGUUGACAGGUAUAAUGGUCGUAAAGAAGCGUUUUUAGAAAAUGUACUUAUGCCUUGGUCUAAGUAUGAGUUCAGAAUGGUGGCUGGAAAUGAUAUUGGAUUUGGAGAGUUGUCAUUACCAUCGCCUCAAGUCAAUACACCUCCUGACCGUCCAUAUAAAGCACCUAAAAACAUCACUGGCGGAGGAGGAAAAAUAGGAGAUCUAACUAUAAUAUGGAAGCAACUACCUCCUCAAGAUCAAAACGGACCAGGCAUUUAUUAUAAAGUGUACUGGAGACGUGUGGAUCAUGAUAGUGAGUUUCAGUAUGAAACUUUGCAAGACAGUGGUAAUAUUGGAAUGGCUGUUGUACAUGUAAAACCAGAAUUUUUUUACACUCAAUAUGAAGUUAAAGUCCAGGCAUUUAAUUCAAUUGGUGCUGGACCUAUAUCCGAACCGAAAAUAAUAUAUAGCGCUGAAGACAUGCCUCAAGUAUCUCCGCAACAGGUCUCUGCUUUGUCUUACAACUCUACUUCAAUCAAUGUCACCUGGGUUCCGAUUGAUCAGUCUCGAGAGUUACUACGCGGAAAAUUAAUAGGCCACAGGUUGAAGUAUUGGAAAAAAAAUGAACUUGACAGAGAAGAAGAUGCUGUAUACUAUUUGAGCAGGUCUACAAAACCUUGGGCCCUCAUUGUUGGUUUGCAGCCUGAUACAGAAUAUUAUGUCAAAGUAAUGGCUUACAACUCGGCCGGUGAAGGCCCUGAAAGUGAACGUUUCAUUGAACGUACUUACAGGAAAGCUCCUCAAAAGCCACCUUCUGCUGUUAUUAUCGAAGGUGUAAAUCCAGACACUAUCCGUGUAAGCUGGCGAUAUGUCGCCCCAACACUAGAAGAAGAACCAAUUAGAGGCUACAAGGUGCGUAUUUGGGAAUCUGAUCAAGACAUGAGUACCGCAAAUGAUACUAUAGUUCCUCUCGGGAACAUACUAGAAGCACAGAUUUCACAUCUAACCACUGGCAAAAUAUACAAAUUGCGAGUGUUGGCUUAUUCCAAUGGAGGAGAUGGUCGUAUGUCAUCGCCAGCUAAAACUAUCCAAAUGGGAAGUUUCAGUAAGUAAUAAAAAUAGUGAACAUAUUCUUCAGACAACAACAAAAUGACAUGUGAUCCUGAAUUGUAUUCAGUUGGGUUGGCUACGAAAAACUCUGCUGUUUCUGUAUUAAUGUUAAUGUUUGUUGUGAAACUAUUGAAUAAUAUGUUCUUACCACAAUAGUAGCGCUUAAUGCAUGGCAUGCACAAUAAUCUCAUUUAAAAUUCAUAAUUAUUUAUCUACUUUUACAAACAAUAUGUAUUAUAAAUGGUAUUAUUAGCAUUUAAGAUUUUAAUUUAGAACCAAAACCUUAAAUGACUCAAGUUAACAAUUUUUUUUUUACAUAAUAUGGAAUACUUGCUGUGUAUACAAUUAAAUUAAUGAUUCUCUUUUUUUUUAACAAUAUUAUACAUUUUAAGAUAAUAUUAUAUUAUGAUGCGAGACUCAAUAUUUUAGAAGUAUUUAAAUAGAUAUAAAAGUCAUGGGAACUGUUUAUUUGAAAAUAUAAUAAAAUAUUCAAAACUUUUAUAAAUAUUUCUAAAACUUGACUAUAUGACUUUAAUUUAUUUUAAUUUUUAUGUUUUUUUUUUAUUUUUAAUCAAAACUAAUUUGAGAUAUGUGUUCAUAAGCCAUUUCAUUUUCAUUAUUAUAUUUUUAUAAUGUAUACAUUUUUUUUUGUAUUAUGAGAAAGCUUUAAAUAAGCACAAAAUGAUAAAUUAUAUCCGUCCAUUAGUAUACUUUAGAAUAAGAACACCAUUAAAUAUAUAAUAAUAUAUUUAUGUAACAAAUAUGCAUCUUUAUUGUUGUGUAUUUUUAUUACUAAAAGAUAACAUUUUUUUUAUUUUUUAAACAGCUUUUAUAAAUUUUUUUUUUGUACUACACAUAUUUAUAUUAUUAAAUUAAUAAAACAAAGUUUUUUAGAUAUUAUAUAAUAAUAUAAGUACCUGAUUUUUAACUAA